CUCUCCCUCUCCCUCUCCCCGUCGUCAUGCCGCUGUUGUGUGCCUACCAUAGGAGCGCUGCGUCCUCCUCCUCCCCCACCUCCUCGCCAUAAUAAUAUAUACUCGCGUGAUGCCCACACAGCGCCAUGAUUAGGUCGCUGCGGCGAACUAGGAGCUCUGCCUUCCGUUAAUUAUCCUCUUCCUGAACACAUUGCCCAUCCUUCCUGAAGCAGCGGGCAGCGCCUUCAUAUAAACUUACCCCUACGGCAUACAGAUCAGCCUGUUGUUUGUUUGAUUUGGCCUGGCCAGUGGCGCCGGCCGGCAAGACACAGAGUUCGUCUAGCUCUAUCCUAUAAUCUCUCUCCCUUCCGGCAGAGCCCUGACCGCUUCUGCGCGUGCGUUUAUAUGGGUUCUUGGGUGCGCACCAUUACGACGCCGUUCCGGAAAGCCUGCACCAUCUUCGUCCCGCACAAGGACGGCAAGAAGCCGCAGCAACCAAGCUCAGCUAUGGUGCAGCACGUCGAAGCCGAGAGGGCCAAGCUCCACGGGGAGGUGAUGGCGUGCGCCUACGAAGACGUGCAGGUCAUGUGGUCCAUGCUCGACCAGGCAAGGAUCCGGGAUCUCAGUGGCAGCUCGUGACGGACACCAAACGUCUGUUCAUGCAUUCCUGGAGCCGCAUGAAUGGACAUGGAGUACAUAGCAAAAUAUCUCCCCCCUCACCACCAAAAACAUUCCGGGCCCACAUGCUUUCUUGGGGCUUGAAGCUGAUCAUCAUCGUCCAAGCUUCUUGUAGCUAUUUGCGCGGAUCAAUCAAGCCCUGAAACUAUGUGUCCAUUUUGUACGUAGCUAGAUUUAGCUUUGCUUUUGGAGGUUGUUGCAGCUCAUCAGGUUGAGUUUUGAAUCCCCACUGGCACUCUACGCUUUUGGAGAGAUGUAAAAAACUACAGAGAUCAUUGAAAAACCGUCAUAAAGCAGUGUUUAUGACAAUUUCAAAUAGCA
Setaria italica (foxtail millet) is the source of this 978-nucleotide messenger RNA. RefSeq lists its product as uncharacterized. The coding region runs from base 385 to 618 and encodes 77 amino acids. NCBI's taxonomy places the organism in Eukaryota, Viridiplantae, Streptophyta, Magnoliopsida, Poales, Poaceae. The transcript is spliced from 2 exons. The record is from RefSeq and is a predicted model, not a curated record.